This is a messenger RNA of Hordeum vulgare subsp. vulgare (domesticated barley), 1757 nucleotides long. RefSeq names its product factor of DNA methylation 1-like. The coding region runs from base 930 to 1520 and encodes 196 amino acids. Lineage: Eukaryota; Viridiplantae; Streptophyta; Magnoliopsida; Poales; Poaceae. The record is from RefSeq and is a predicted model, not a curated record. Gene Ontology annotation, biological process: gene silencing by siRNA-directed DNA methylation. The transcript has 8 exons.
CUCCCUCCCCUCCUUCCCCUCCUUCGGAUUUUUCCUCCCGUCCCCAUGUGCUGAUGCGCGAGGAAGGAAAAGCCAAGCUCCGAAGCUCCGAAUCGGAAGCCUAAAUUUGUGAUUUUGGGAUGCAUGCCCGGAAAAACAGGUUGCAAUCUUUUUUUUGUCCUUCGGUAGCUGGAGGAGAUGUGCUGUUGCUCUGUUUCCUGGGGUUCCUCCUGGAUCAUUCCCAUCCUAUUUUGUUCGUUGAUUCGAAAAAAAAAAACAGUUUUUGUAUGGCCUAAAGCCCUAAACCCUUUCAGUCUUUCAGUCACCUAAUCGAUUGUUUCCCCCUGCAGAUCAGUUUGAGGCAGGUCCGGCGGUAGUGUAGACGGCAUCUUGGUUGAACCAUUUGUAAAGGCUACAUGACAGACAGCAGAGGAAGGGAUGUCACUAUUGAUGCUUUGACUUCAAUGCUUGAAUCCAGGAUAUACUACCACAGGGAUGCCGCUGUCGAGUACCUGGAUAUCAAGACUAUGGUUGAUAAAGUUGUAGAAGAAAAGAAUAAGCUCUUGAAUGAGAAUGCUGAAUUCCUGAAUACCAUUGAUAAGGUCGUAGAAGAAAAGGAGAAACUCCAGCAUGAUCAUGAAGUGAUUAAUGAGCUUGUGGCACCAAUGGCGGAGCAGCUUGAAAUGGUAAAGGAGCUUGAAGAAGAAAAAUAUGAGCAUGUGGCAGCAAAGGAGGAGCUUGCUGUGGCAAAAGAGCAACUUGCUCAGAAGAACAAAGAGCUGAAGGUUCUAAGGAGGAAGCUUCACGAGAGUGAAGCCAUGCACAGUCAACAUGAGCAACAGAAUGGAAGUACUUCUGAGCCUGCUUGGUCCAAAAUGGAGUCUCGCUGUGUAAGCAGGUAACAAGAUUAUCACAUAAACGGGCAGUCCUGCUCCAAGGUUCAUGGGACAAUGAUGCAGAUAGACAACGCUGUAAAAAAGAGGUCCUAUCCGCAGCUGCCAAAUAACCCGACCGCUGGCGAGCAUUCAGGCAGAGAUGAUGACCAGGAGGUGGUCAGACAAAAGCUGAUCAAGUAUCUUGGAGUAAAGGAAAUGGGGAAAUUAAGUGAGAAGCUAUUGCAGGAUGCUUGUGCUGUCAAGCUGGCUCCUAAAUAUGCUGUCACGAAAGCUUCUGAACUCUACACCCUGUGGCAGGAACUACUUGAUAGUCCGAACUGGAAUCCCUUCAAGUCUGUCAUAGUUGAUGACAAUUGUCAGGAGGAGGUCAUAGAUGUUGAUGAUGAUAAGCUGGAAGGGCUGAAGAUGGCAUGGGGAGAAGGCCCCUACAAUGCUGUCAUUGGUGCAUUGGUGGAGAGAAAAGAGUACAACACUGAUGGAACAGGUGAUGCCUUUGAUCUUUGGAACUAUAAGGAAGGGAGGAAGGCCACUCUUGGGGAGUGUGUUGACUGUAUCUUUGACAAAGUAAAGAAACUCAAGCGUUUCCAUCUGACAUACAGGUCGAGGAAAACAAUGUGUACUGCCACUGACAGCAUGACCCAGUGAUGGAUCUAUCGGCAGAAAGUACUGAAUGAAGUCAUCAGAUGCCCAACACCAGCAAGCAUGAAAGGAAGUCAUGUCAUGAUCUUAGCAGGCUAUCUAUCCUGUGUUGACCUUAAUCAUGCAUCUUUUUAUUUUGCGCAACCAUUUCAUGCGUCUGAUUAGAACCCUGGUGUAUCAAUAUGACGUUGCUUCAAUGUUACCUUGGUUUCAACUUCUGACAAGAACUCUGAUGCAUGAAUA